UUGUUGCUAAGCAACAUUCCAUAAUCCAUGAGGUCACAGAGUAGCACCUGCACUGAAGAGAGAGAAAAGAAUAUGGAGCGUUCAGAGUUCCUCUGAACUUUGUGCGAUUAAGACGUUUGUUGUAGUUGCUCUUAUCAAGAGAAGAACAUGAGUAAGUUUUUGAGUGCGCUUGAUGCUGAUGUAGUGGACCUCCCACAGCGUCCCCUGACGUUCACGGACGGACAAGGCGAUGGAAAGAAAACAACAUCGGACCCCGAGGUCCCAACUGAAGACCCAGUGUGUGACUGGGCCACGGAACCGGCUCUGCUCCAACCCACAGAGGUUCCUCAGGACCAGGUCACGGACGUUGUGACUCAGGCUGAGGAGAAGAUUCAGAAGCUUGUGGUGUCCAAUACUCGGCUCGAGGACAGAGUUAGGGAGCUGGAGGAACUGCUCUGUGAGGCACGCAGAGAUGACCUGAAAAGCAAGGUCUCCCUGACUAAGGCUGAGGAGUCCAUUGCUCAGUGGAAGGUGGAGAAGGCCAACCUGACCAACCAGGUGAAGACACAGCAAGGAAAAGUGCAGUACAUGGAGCACCUCCUCUGUAAGGCUCACAGGUGGUCUGUUGAUCGAAUCAAUGUCGUUCUGGCUGAAGAUGAGGAGAAACCCCAGAAGGCUGUAGAGACCAUCGCUCAGUUUGAGGUGGAGAAGUCUGAGUUUCAGAUGAAGAACGAGGAGAUGAAGAAGUGUCUGAUACAGACAGUGGAGUCACUGAAGGUCUCUCUGGCUGAAACUGAGGAGAAACACCAGAAGGCUAUGGAGACCAUCGCUCAGCUUGAGGUGGAGAAGUCUGACCUGAAAGACCAGGUGGAGCCACUGGAAGUGGCACUGAAGGACGUAGAGAACCUGCUAUCCGAGAAUUACAGCUGGGCGGCUGAGCUAAUCAAUAAGCAUCAGAUGAACAACGAUGAGGUGAAGAAGAGACUGAUACAGACAGAGGAGUCACUGAAGGUAUCUCUGACUAAAGCUGAGGAGAAACACCAGAAGGCUGAGGAGACCAUCGCUCAGCUGGAGGUGGAGAAAUCUGAACUGAAAGACCAGGUGGAGACACUGCGAGAGACAGUGCAGGAUGUGGAGAACCUGCUGACUAAGGCUCGCAGCUGGGCUGCUGCUCUAAUGAUUGAGCAUCAGAUAAAGAAGCAUGAGAUGAAGAAGAGUCUGAUAAGCACAGAGGAGUCACUGAAGGUCUCCCUAACUGAAGCUGAGGAGAAACACCAGAAGGCUGAGGAGACCAUCGCUCAGCUUGAGGUGGAGAAGUCUGACCUGAAAGACCAGGUGGAGACACAGCGAGGAACAGUGCAGGACUGUGAUGAGUGACUCACUGCGAUGAGCUAAGAGACAAACAGGCAUACUCUUGGAUCCCAGGAGACGAGUGCUUGAGGCAGAAGGUAGUUGAACAGAAAUGGAUCCCCAGCAGAAUCAACAUGAUGGGGUAUGAGGGGUGAAAAUAAAGUAACAUAAUUUAAUGUGAAGUAAAAAGUCAAGCUGGUCUUAUAUAGGUGAUAAACACUGCCCCCUGGGUUCCCAGUGCCGGUCUUAUAUAGGUGAUAAACACUGCCCCCUGGGUUCCUACAAAGUGCCGGUCUUAUAUAGGUGAUAAACACUGCCCCCUGGGUUUCCUACCCAGUGCCGGUCUUAUACAGGUGAUAAACACUGUCCCCUGGGUUUCCUACCCAGUGCCGGUCUUAUAUAGGUGAUAAACACUGCCCCCUGGGUUCCCAGUGCCGGUCUUAUAUAGGUGAUAAACACUGCCCCCUGGGUUUCCUACCCAGUGCCGGUCUUAUAUAGGUGAUAAACACUGCCCCCUGGGUUCCUACCCAGUGCCGGUCUUAUAUAGGUGAUAAACACUGCCCCCUGGGUUUCCUACCCAGUGCUGGUCUUAUAUAGGUGAUAAACACUGCCCCAUUACUUUUGGCAUGUGUGUUUUGUUAACAAGUCAAUAUUACUGACAAACCAGGAAGCAUGCACUCAGGCUUUGAGCUCGUGCUUCGGGUUACGUCACCACGCCACGCCGUUUUUCUUUCCAGCUUGAUUUUAACUUCACAUCUUUUCACCCUUCAUACCUCAUAAGCUUCAUGGAUAAAUACAAGCAAGAAAUCAAACACAAAGACAGAAAGAACUCUUAAGUGUAUUUACGAAAAAUGAAAUGCAUUUGUCAUAAAGAAAUACUAAAUAACUAAAUAAAUGUGUGUCUAUGGAACAGUU
Molecule: messenger RNA, 2244 nt
Organism: Ictalurus punctatus (channel catfish)
Lineage: Eukaryota; Metazoa; Chordata; Actinopteri; Siluriformes; Ictaluridae
Product: putative protein tag-278
Exons: 11
Coding region: 148-1356 (402 amino acids)
Biological process (GO): regulation of DNA-templated transcription
Source: RefSeq, a predicted model, not a curated record